Messenger RNA from Hyla sarda, 391 nucleotides. Its product is annotated as late cornified envelope-like proline-rich protein 1. The record is from RefSeq and is a predicted model, not a curated record. Bases 36 to 362 code for a protein of 108 amino acids. Lineage: Eukaryota; Metazoa; Chordata; Amphibia; Anura; Hylidae. The transcript is spliced from 2 exons.
GUGACGAUUCAUAAUGGAGAAGGACAUUUUUGGAGAUGGGUUUCCUAAAGCCUCAUAUAAUAAUCCGAUCAUUGCUGAUAUUGAGGUUAACAUCCAGGAACUCCAAUGUCUCUCCACCGAAAUUAGAGCCUGAGUCAAGUCCUGUUCAAGAGUCAAGUCCUGUUCCAGAGUCAAGUCCUGUUCCAGAGUCAAGUCCUGUUCCAGAGUCUGUGUACCUGUCCCUAGUUCCGGCCUGUCCUGUUCCCGUGUUCCUGCCUUGUCCUUCUGCCUUGACAGUCACGUCCUGCCCACCAAGUUCUGCCUGCCAUGUCCUGCCAGUCUCUGUCUGUGCCACAUCACCCCCCAGCUACCUGUGUGGCUGAGUCGUGCCAGGGGUAGCGACCUGGGUGCC